This is a messenger RNA of Striga asiatica, 3102 nucleotides long. The record is from the annotation of a GenBank genome assembly. NCBI's taxonomy places the organism in Eukaryota, Viridiplantae, Streptophyta, Magnoliopsida, Lamiales, Orobanchaceae.
AUGGCUUGUUAUACUGCUUUGGUUUCUCUGAUUCGAACAGUUGAAAAUCUGUUUCAUUCUCCCCAAAUAUCCGUAGGCCCGGAAAGCUUAAAAUCCGCGCUGGCCGAGGCCCGGCUCCUGAAAGAAUCGAUCCAGUUGAUGGACACAGUGGGGUGCUAUAGCAGCGACGACUUGCUCGAUGGCUUCAGCAGCGGCUGUGCCACGACCUUCCAUUUGAAAACGCAAACCUCGUCUUUCAAACCUCUGCACGUGUUUGAACCCCACCUCUUGGCUCGCCUCCCUUCCGAGUAUAAACUCGUGCUGUUUUCGAGAGAGCUCGUCGGCAUGGGGAAAAUGGAGAAGUUGUACCCCACAGAUAUCCGGGAAUUGAACAGCGUGCUCGAGUCCCUACUCUCGGGUUUGCGGAAAGAACCCCUCUGCGUGGACUUGGCCGAUGCUAAGCAACGCAUCCAGUUGUUUAUACAGACUAUGGCUGAAGAAGAGGUAGACGAGGAGGAGGAAGAAGAAGAGGAAGAAGAGGAGGAGGAGGAGGAGGAGGAGGAGGAGGAGGAAGAAGAAGAGGAGGAGGAGGAGGAGGAGGAAGAGGAGGAUGAAUUUCUCAAAACUCGUGGUCUGGUUUCAGAUAUAUCUAGAUUUGCAAACCAAGCCAUGUUGAAGUUGGAAGCAUUUAUGAAAAGAUUGGAUAGGAACAGGAGCAGCAGCAGCUGCCAAAGACUGAAUGCUUUGGAAGGACAGAUAAGAGAGGCAGCCUGUAAAUUACAAGACUCGUUCGAAUCACAUGUCUCAACUCAGUCCCUCGCACAAUCCGAACACGGUCCAUUCUCACUGGACCUUCUGGAAGUAGACCAAGAAGUCAAGGCAUUUAUCCGAUCCGCGAACGAGUUGAGAGAAGAGUACAUUAAUGAGUUACGCAACACAUCACAACCCGAAGAGGAAGAAGAAGAAGAAGAAGAAGAAGAAGAAGGAGAAACUGAUCGUUUUUAUGUGAAAAGUAAAAUUAAUUCGAAAAUGAUCGGAUUACGUGAUGAAGCUGACAAACUCAAAAAGUUGCUUACCUCUUUGCGACCCGAAUACGGCGGGAUUUACACAAUAGUCGGGAUGGCCGGCAUUGGUAAGACAGCCUUAGCCAAGUAUGUUUUUGAAGACCCGCCGAUCAGAAAUCACUUCGAUUGUCGCGCGUGGGUCACCAUGGGCCCCAAACGCCAGCUAAACGACAUUCUGAGAAGCAUUUUAGCUCAGGUGGGUCUGGGCCCCGACACAAACGAGAAACUCGACGAGAAAAAAAUGGUGCAAGAGAGUUUAAACGACAGGGCCCACCUCAUUGUAUUCGACGAUGUGUGGGACUCGGCAACCCUCGACGACUUGAUAGAAAUCCUCCCGAAUAAUAACGAUAGGAGUCGGGUCCUGGUGACAACUAGGCUACGAGGAGUCUCGAUCAACGACUGGUCCCGAAAAUACUCCCACGAAAAAUGUUUCAUGAGCAAAGAAGAGAGUUGGGAGCUUCUUCGUGUCGAGGUAUUCGGAGACCAGCCUUGCCCUCUUCGACUCGAGAAAUAUGGACAAAGGAUUGCCGAGAAUUGUGACGGCCUUCCUCUCACGAUCGUCACAGUUGCUCGAUCCUUAUCCGAAUCCGAGCAAACGAUUACAGAAGAGUACUGGAAGCGUGUUGCGAUGGGAGAGAGUUGGGUUUUCUCAGACGCAUACAAUCAAAUGUCCGAGUCGCUGUUUCAGAGCUACCGAUACUUGCCUCAGCAUCUAAAAGCGUGUUUUCUCUACAUGGGAGCUUUCCCACAAAAAUACGAGAUAUCAUGCACGAUGCUCGUCGAGCUGUUGAGCUGCGAGGAGCUUCUCGAGCCCAUUCCAUCUGUGAAUUUCGAAAACUUUGUCGAAGAUUGUCUGCACGAGCUGUUCACCUCAAACGUAAUCAUGGUCCGCGACAAAAACUUCCUCAACAAAAUCAAGACUUGGAGACUCCACUCCGCAUUCUGGCACAUGUGCACCAAAGAAGCCAAAAACACAAAGUUCUCCCAUGUUAUAAACAGCUAUGCCGAUGGCCUCGCACGAGGUAUUCAAAGCCAGCACAGGUUAUGCAUCCACAACAACAUUUUACUCGGCUUUAAAGACGUGUACCGAUCGAUAUCAGCCAAUUCGAACGCUCGUUCUCUCUUGUGCACCGGCCCGUACCAUCGGUAUCCCGUGCCGAUAUGUUCUGGCUCGCGAUUGCUCAGAGUGCUCGAUGCCCACACCAUCCGCCUUUACGAAUUCCCGCCACAAAUACUUCAACUCAUCUACCUGAGGUACCUAGCCAUCACGUUCGACGGGAACCUCCCACACUCCAUCUCCAAACUCACCAACCUUCGUUGUCUUAUCGUGAAACGGCAUGCUAGCAUCAAACCCUCGGGGUAUGUGCCGGUUGAGAUAUGGGACAUGAAGGAACUAAAGCAUCUUCAGAUUGUAGGAGAUCGAUUGUCGAAUCCUCCGGCCGACGACGAGGUUCUACCGCUCCUCACGACACUCUUGGACGUGAGCAUCGGCGCAUGCGCCGGGGGCAUUUUGGGAAGAAUGCCCAAGUUAACCAAAUUAGGGUUCCGAAUCGAACUAGGGCUCGAAACAACCGACGGCCUACCGAGCUUCUUCGAGGGCAUCUCUCAACUCAGCAAUCUGAAAUCACUGAAAUGCGUCGUCGUGAAUCCUAGGCUCGAUUUUGCCACACAGCCUCGGGUUCCGAGUGACUUGUCGUCGGGCCUUAGGAGGUUGAGCCUGAGCGGGCUCGGGUACCCGUGGGAGGACAUGCGCGUGAUUGAGAAGCUACCGAAUCUCCAAGUGUUGAAACUGCGGUGCUACGCUUUUCAGGGCUCGAAAUGGGAAACGGGUAAUGGGGGCUUCCGGCGGCUGGAUUCGCUCGUGAUUGAGGACACGGAUAUGGUGCAUUGGAAGGUCGGGGACCGAAGCUUCAACCAGCUCAGGCGGCUAAGGGUAAAACACUGCUACAAAUUGGAGGUGAUACCGGAGGAACUUAGUUGGUCGCUCUUUGAGAUUGAAGUAGUUGACUGCAGCCCCUUAGCCAAGAGCUGUGCAAAGAGAAUAAAGAGCAAGAUGUGA